UCUGUCAUCGUUGUCGAUAGGACCAUUAUUUGGGUGUUCAGUAAAAGGAGAGAACUCUGUCCUCUAUUCGCACGUCUGAGCAGGUUCCAGAAAACCAGGCCUUUUCUUCCGGCGAUCCUCCAUAGCCGCCACGCGGAUGAGCAACUGAUUCCGGCGAACUUCCAUGCCAUACCUGUCGCAAAAACCCCGCUCGUCACCUCCAUUGUUGUGCAUGUGCGCAAGCUCGGCGAGUUCCAGGCCCCAUUCGCUACCCUCGUCCAUACCUACAGCCCGUCGACACUCCCCGAUCUCCUAAUAUCUUUGACUUGCUAUCCAAUUCCUUGCCUUGCACUCCAAACCAUUCUAGAAUACUCCAAGUCUUGCGCCCCAACUUCAUUCGGCCGCCUCACUUCUCGCGCGCUAUGCGCGCGCCGCCCGCGCCCUGCGCCUACGCCUGCCGCGCAUAGGCAUGCCGCCCGUCCGUGUGCCACGUCUCGCGCGUCGCUGCCAUGCUCGCCUAGUCCUUUGGUGACUAGGUCUCUCGUGCCUGCUGCGCCACUCCUAUUCCUUGUAGGAUUAUGCUUUGAGCCCAUAUCCGCUAUUCUUAUUCCUACUAGGAAUAUGAUCCCGGUUUCGUUUCCUGAUCUUCCGAGGAUUACUCCCGUCACCGAUCUCCCACGCGCAUUCCGGCACUUAACUGCUAUUCCUAUUCCUGCGAGGAUUAGUAUUCGCGCCUUGCCUAUUCCUACGAGGAUUAGGCAUGCCGCCUUAUUCUUGAGUUGUGCCUCGCGCGCGUUGCCGUGCGCCCCGUACUCGUCGUCCAGCACUCCUAUGCCUACGCGGUAUAGGCCAUCGCCCGCGUCGCACUUGUGCGCCCAUGCGCAUGCCAACGCAUUCGCCCAACUACCGCCGAACUCCUCAUGCGCGUGCGUGCAGUCGACCAUUACUCCUACUCCUCCGAGGCAUAGGCCUCGUCCGCUUCCCUUGCACGCGUCACUCCUCGCGUAUCCCUGCAGGAUGCCGACUUCUUCGCGGAUUAGGACGCCCGCGCUUCCCGUGCACUCGCGCGCUAUCUCGCGCUCGUCGCCAAUUCCGACCAUCCCGCGUGCGUCCCAGCCACCUGCGCCAGUCCCGUGCACGCCAGCAGCUCCCAUCUCGCCCGUGUGCCGAUUGUCGAUCCCCGUGGGCUGCUCGUCUGGCGCUCGCGUAUCAUCUUGUUCCGUCCAUCCUCGCGCAUCACAGGCCGAUGCGCGCCACUCGCUCAUUAUCCGGUCACCGUCGACCUUCUUGUCACAGGGGUACGGAACCCACUUCCGUAUCAUUCCCCUCCUCUUCGAGACUUUCCUUGUCCUCAAGGAUCUAUCCACGACCAUCCACCCAUCGGGCACUCUUUCUUCGAUCAUGCGCACAUCCCACUCACGAUCCUCGUCGACUUCGAUCGCCUCUUCAUCCUCGGUUACCUCCAAUUCUUUGACCUCGACUUCGAUGUGUUGUGCGCGCCGUUCCCGUGCGCAUGUUUUGCACCUAACACCCGAUCCCACCAUCGCGUACUCGGCGUCCAUGUCCUUUGGCUCUUCGCACCGUUCUUCGACCAACACCGAGUGGCGCGCAUCGGCCUGUGAUGCGCGAGGAUGGACGGAACAAGAUGAUACGCGAGCGCCAGGCGAGCAGCCCACGGGGAUCGACAAUCGGCACACGGGCGAGACGGGAGCUGCUGGCGUGCACGGGACUGGCACAGGUGACUGGGACGCGCGCGGGAUGGUCGGAAGUGGCGACGAGCGCGAGAUAGCGCGCGAGUGCACGGGAAGCGCGGGCGUCCUAAUCCGCGAAGGAGUCGGCGUCCUGCAGGGAUGCGCGAGGAGUGACGCGUGCAAGGGAAGCAGACGAGGCCUAUGCCUCGGAGGAGUAGGAGUAAUGGUCGACUGCACGCACGCGCAUGAGGAGUUCGGCGGCAGUUGGGCGAACGCGUUGGCGUGCGCAUGGGCGCACGAGUGCGACGCGGGCGAUGGCCUUGAUACGGAAGUGGCAUUGGCGUCCGGCGAGUCUAGUGAGGAGCGAAAGGGCAAAAGGUGCGCAUCGGCACUUGAUGCGCACGAGUGGGCGAACAGGCCGCGCACGCGGGUUUGGCGGGGAAAACGCGGGCGUAAGCUGGGCAGGUGCACGGGUGCACGCGGAGACGCCGUAGGCGAUAUGGGCGCGGGCGACGGAUGGGACGCGCGGGGCAGGAGCAGGGCGCGUGCAAAGGCGCGCGAGUUGGGCGGAAGCGCGGACGUCUUAGUCCGCAGGGGCAUAGGACAGGCGUGCACGGACGCGCGCGAGAAGGACGGCAAGAGCUGGGCAUGCGCGGUGGCACGCGAGUGGGAUGACGCGGAUGGUGCCCUAGGC
Messenger RNA from Striga hermonthica, 2364 nucleotides. Lineage: Eukaryota; Viridiplantae; Streptophyta; Magnoliopsida; Lamiales; Orobanchaceae. The record is from the annotation of a GenBank genome assembly.